This is a messenger RNA of Porites evermanni, 977 nucleotides long. The record is from the annotation of a GenBank genome assembly. Lineage: Eukaryota; Metazoa; Cnidaria; Anthozoa; Scleractinia; Poritidae.
AUGAAGAAAGCCAUUCAUGCUAGCCUGAUGCAUUCAUUGUACGUCUACUGAAGCACGCGCACUUCAUGACCAUUGCCCAACAGGCAGUGCAAGCUGGUGCCGGUAUCAGCAGGAUGAAGCCAAUGGCACAAAGCUUUACAAGCAUGGGCCAGGCUUACCUUUAGAGGUAAUUGCAAAAUUAAAACCAGAGUAUAUUCGACUCAGUGAGGACAGCUUGCUUGAGAAGUGCUUGCAUGGCAAGACACAGAAUCAAAAUGAAUCUUUAAAUGGAAUGAUUUGGCAAAGNUCCAGGCCUGGGAGGCAAGGGCAAACUGACAGACAGUCAAAUUGAUAAACCUUGCAGAACUAUUAUGGCAUAGCCAUAAGAUCAAAUGUUGGAGAUCUUGCUGGCAUGAAGAAAGCCAUUCAUGCUAGCCUGAUGCAUUCAUUGUACGUCUACUGAAGCACGCGCACUUCAUGACCAUUGCCCAACAGGCAGUGCAAGCUGGUGCCGGUAUCAGCAGGAUGAAGCCAAUGGCACAAAGCUUUACAAGCAUGGGCCAGGCUUACCUUUAGAGGUAAUUGCAAAAUUAAAACCAGAGUAUAUUCGACUCAGUGAGGACAGCUUGCUUGAGAAGUGCUUGCAUGGCAAGACACAGAAUCAAAAUGAAUCUUUAAAUGGAAUGAUUUGGCAAAGGGUCCCAAAAGAAGUUUACGUUGGAAGAGAAACAUUAGAAUUAGGACUGUAUGAUGCAGUUUCCCAUUUUAAUAUUGGAGCAGUAACUGUUAUCAAGCUGCUCCAAGGCUUAAACAUUCCUCCUGGAAAAUAUACUGAAGAGGGGUGCAAACUUCAAGAUCAGCUACAAGUGGACGGUGCGGAGUAUAAAAAUAAAGCAAGCACUAAGAAGAGGAGAAAAGUUAUCAGAGGCCUGAAGAAAAGAAAAGAUGACAAAAACAAGCAAAGAGAGGGUGUAAACUAUGCCUCUGGACAGUUCUAA